This is a messenger RNA of Cryptomeria japonica (Japanese cedar), 1964 nucleotides long. Its product is annotated as probable UDP-glucosyl transferase 73B6. The record is from RefSeq and is a predicted model, not a curated record. The coding region runs from base 374 to 1618 and encodes 414 amino acids. Lineage: Eukaryota; Viridiplantae; Streptophyta; Pinopsida; Cupressales; Cupressaceae. Gene Ontology annotation, molecular function: UDP-glycosyltransferase activity. The transcript is spliced from 2 exons.
GUUCACUAAACUUAAUAAUGGAGUAUGACCGGUAAGGCCGGGAUUGUGCACCUUGCUCAUCAACAUUAAAAAAUCACUCCUAUGUUAAAUACCCAAUCAAAGAAGGAAGCUCAUCACAGCCAUGAACACCCGGCAAAAACCCCACGUCGCAAUGGUGACCUUUCCUGCAAUGGGGCAUAGCAUCCCAUCUCUAGACUUAGCCAAAUUGCUCGCUUCACACUCUCUCGCCUUCAGCUAUAUCACCACUCGCACCAUAGCACAGCGUCUGCGAGGUCUCAUGGAAGAAUCCAGCCAGGCUGCCGCUCUGGAUAUUUAGCUGGUCGGCCUAAAUCCAUCCAACACCAUUCAAUGUCUGCCAGAGGGACGGGAAAGUAUGGAUCUUCUACCACGGAAAUCCGGACCCAUUGUUCUUUCAUUCAUCGAGAGCCUUCGAGACCCUUUCGAACGGUGGGUCGAAGAGCAGGGCAUUCGUCGACCUGUGUGUAUACUUAGCGACCUGUUCAUCAACUGGACUGUGCACUCUGCGGAGAGAUUUGGAACUAUUAGGGUCAUUUUCGCCCCAUGUGGGGCUUUUGGGACCUCUGUAUUUCACGCCAUCUUUGGCUCCAUAACCACAAACACCGUGCGGAAGGAGGGCGAUAGCGUUAUAGUCGAUGGUAUUUUAUCGUCUGCAGUUAAAUUUACCAAGGAACAGAUGCCUGAUAGACUUCUCCAGCUAGAUCAAUCUGACCCGGGUAGAAGGUUUUUAACAGGGAAGAUGCAGUCAAUGAGUAAAUGCUGGGGAAUGCUCGUCAACACGUUCGACGAGCUCGAGCCUCAUUAUCUUCAGCACUUGGAAAAUAUACUAAACGGUAAACCCCUUUGGUCUGUCGGUCCUGUAGUUCCUUUGGGCUGUAUUGCUAAUCAGAGGGGGAAAGCAGCGGACAUUAGCGAGGAUAAGUUGGUGCAAUGGCUAGAUUCUAAGAGCCCCUGUUCGUUUAUCUAUGUUUCAUUUGGAAGCCAGGCGUUUCUUUCACAAGAGCAAACUCAGGCACUGGCGAGGAGUCUUGAAGCCAGCCAUCAGCCUUUUGUUUGGUCGAUCAAAGUUUCCCCGGAAACUGUAUCUGCAGAAUCGAACCAGGAAGAAUUGUGUGCUUCCUACCUUCCAGAAGGGUUUAUGGAGAGAGAUAAUGGGUUGGUCAUAUGGGGAUGGGCACCACAGCUUGUCAUUUUGUCGCACCCAUCUGUGGGUGCCUUUAUGAGCCACUGCGGAUGGAAUUCCACUCUAGAAAGCAUUUUGAUGGUGGUUCCGAUGGUCACAUGGCCGAUGUUCGGAGAACAGCAUUUUAACUCUAAGCUGGUGACUGAGGAACUGGGCAUCGGCGUUCAGUUUUGCCAACACAUGGAUGGGAUUCCUUGUGAAGACAAGGUGGAGAAAUCUGUAAGACUUGUCCUCAGUAGCGAGGAAGGCACAGAUAUGAGAAAACGUGCUGUGAAAUAUCAGAGAUUGGCUAAACAAUCUGUUGGAGGAGGAGGAUCUUCGACCUUAAAUUUACAAGGUUUUGCAAAUGAGAUGCAUAAGCUCAUGAAUUGUAAUGGUGAAGAUAGGAUUGGUGAUGGAUAUGAUCUGUCUGUCUGAUGUAUUGUUUAAAAGUAGAGUCGUGGAUUCAGAAAAAUACAUAGGUGCAAAAUUUUAAAAUUACUUACACUUCUCGUUGCAAAGAAGUGCCCAUAUCACAUGCAUGGCGCUGGAUAUGGCACCGCCACAACAUGAGGCUUCUGCAAUCCACGCAGUUGAUGUCAGUUUUGAGAGCAAUAAUUUCGGUGAUUAUUGCAUGGCUUUUUUUUGCAUGUGAGGUUCAUCAUGCUUUUCUCCAUGCACGGAAACUGGCAUACAGUCCUGCGAUUUGACUCUAAUUUUGUUUCUGUUGUUUCUGGUGUCGGUUUCUGUAGAUAUAAUAAGAAAUAACUAUGCGGGCCUUAUU